Messenger RNA from Leptomonas pyrrhocoris, 2607 nucleotides. RefSeq lists its product as hypothetical. The record is from RefSeq and is a predicted model, not a curated record. The coding region runs from base 229 to 2607 and encodes 792 amino acids. NCBI's taxonomy places the organism in Eukaryota, Euglenozoa, Kinetoplastea, Trypanosomatida, Trypanosomatidae. The transcript has a single exon.
AGCUCGUACCAUCUCUCCUUGUAUUGGCAGUGUUUGUUGGAGACUGGCCGCCUGCUGCCGCCGCCCUUUCCUGCGACACCACCGUACCUCUCGCCCACCGUGACGGUCGUGAAAAAGAAGAAGAAGAGCAGCAACGAAAAACGGCUUAGCAUCGUCUGUUUCUUUUCCCGGUGGUCCGCAGAAAGGUAAGGCAUAUAUAUAUAUAUAUAUUCAUUUAAAACGGACAUCAUGCAGCGUCCACCGCGGCCGGAGCCGACGCGAAUCUCGUCCUACUUCUUCGAGCAGCUCCAACCCGUUCGCCACGACGACGAUGACGUCGGCAACGGUGCGAAGGCGAAGGACCACACCGCCGCUGCUGUGGAGGCGGCGGAAACAGCGACCCCGUCGCCUCCGUGUGUGGUAACGCCCCCGGUCGCUUACCUGAAAAGCCUCUUCGAAACCGGGCCUGAGGGGCCGCACCGCGACGGUGCUGGGGAGCCCGCUCCCAUCUUCUCAGCACCCCCGCAGCCGCAGCAGCAGCGUGACCUGCAGCAAGUGCUGUGGACGUCGUUCACUCCCGCCCCCUACACCGAGAACUUCUCUACCUUCCUCACUGAUGAGAGCGGCAUCACCGAGCGACUGCGCGGGGCCGUGGCGGAGGCGUGGGAGAGCGUGGAGAGCGUCAUCCAGCGCAACAACGACCGUCGUGCGCGCUUGACGGCGCUGACGGAGGAGACGGCGGCGUGGCGUGACGAGGUGCGGUCGAAGCUGUACUGGCAGUCGUCGGAUAUCGUUUCGCGGUACGGCUUGGAGGUCGGGGGCCCGGCCACGGCGGAUGGCGCCAGCACGGCGGCGGCGGCCGCACAGCAACCGCACCACAACGGCGCCGCCGACGAGCACAUUUUGCUUGACUUCUCUGUGCUGCAGGAAGACCCACAGGAAGGCACUGCUGCCGCCACCGCCGCCAUCACGCCGCACCGAACAGCACAAGACGCGGAUCAAGACGAUGACAGCGACGGCGUAGACGGCGAGAGCGACGGGGCGAGCGCUGCACCCACCGUGGAUGCGGCGGUGCACGUCACGGCAACCGCGCCGCAGCUGCAGCGUGCCAAGGCGUGGACGACGGACACAAAGGACCUGCUCGACCCCUGUGCCCGCCCGCACCCACUGCGACGCAUCUUCGCUCCGCUGCAGCGCGAACGUGACACCUUCCCGAAGUGGACGACGCUCCUCCUGCGCGAUGUGCGCGAGGUGCAGCAGACGAAAUUACCCGACUUAGAGGCGCGGCUGCGCAGCUCGGUGCUCUUCAAAGUACCGCUGCACCGCCCGUUUUUGGAGGCCCGGGCGGUGUUGCAGGCCUGUGCGACGCAACACCGGGCAGCGCCGGCGGUCGAGGCCGGGCAGGUCGCGGCGUAUCGGCAGGUCGAGCAGUUCGCACGGAGGCUGACCGCGUUUCUUCACGAGCAGCGGCCCACCGCCGUCACGCCGGACGGGCGCGAUGCCGCAAAGAACGUGGAGGAGGACCUUAUCACCGACACGGGCGAGCGCUGGGCGACGGCGGAGACGCUCUGGACGAUGUUGCUGACGGAGCUGGACGCGUGCAAGCGCUUCCUCGCCGAUGCCGUGCCGCGCUGCACGACGCUGCACGACACCGUGAUGGCGGAAAAGGCGGUGGCGCAGCGCACGCUGGAGGAGCGCCGUGCGGCGUGCGAGGCGACGCUGACUCGCAUGAAGGCCGAGGCGCGGACCUGCUCGGAGCUGCUCACCCGCAACGGACGGCGCACCUUGGCGGCGGUGGCGGAGAUGGAGGAGAAGUUUGCGCCGGACCAGGCGCGCCUGCAGGCCGCCAUCGCACGUCGACAAGCGGAGCUGACACAACUGGCGGCGCUCCAGGAGAAGAACGUGCGACGUGUCCGCGAAGCGCUCAAGGCGUGCUUUGUGGAUCAGAUGAAGUACGAAGAAGCCGCGCAGGCGCUGUUGCAGGACCAGGUCAGCUUAGCCCAACUCGAGACGAGCCAUCAACAACUGCGACGGGCUGUCCAGGUGCGGCACGAGGGCGUGGUGGAGUGCGAGAAGCACGCCGUGCUGCUCGCGCAGCUGCUGGAGGACGCCGACACGGUCGCUCACUCCCUCUUCUCUGUCAGCGAGGCCCAUCAGCGACGGAUGGCAGACGAGGAUUACUUUGUUCAGUGCCGCCUCGUGGAUCAGUGCACGCUUACGCUGCAGCAGCGCUGUCGGUGUCUGCACGCCAUGGCCGCCCUCUACGACCAACGCUACGCCACGCUCGAACAACGCGCCGGCGGGUCGUGGCAGCUGCAGUUUCUGCUCGCCGGCGAACGCGAUUGGGCGGUGGCGAAUCUGGCCGACGUGCGCGCUGAAUUUGCGCUGUUGGAGCGGGACUGGGAGACGGUGCGCGACAUGCGAGCCGCCAUGGACAUGGAACCGGCGGCGCUCGACGUCCUCGUGCACACGGCGGAGUGGGCGACGCUGAGGGCAACGCUGCUGCGGCUCGAUGCCCCGCCUCCGUUGCAGCGGCAGCUGCCGACGUUGCGAGCGCACGCCGAGGCCGUGGCGCACCCAGCGGCGGGGUGUGGUUCGCAGGCGGUGCGCCGGCUUUUGACGAGUUGA